Messenger RNA from Trichomonas vaginalis G3, 348 nucleotides. RefSeq lists its product as uncharacterized. The transcript has a single exon. The coding region runs from base 1 to 348 and encodes 115 amino acids. Lineage: Eukaryota; Parabasalia; Trichomonadida; Trichomonadidae. The record is from RefSeq and is a predicted model, not a curated record.
AUGAAAUCUGUUCCAUACGUAUGUUAUGGUAAUUGUUUGUACAUUGAGUCUAAAAUAGCUAAUGUCACAGGUAUUUCAGGAGUUAAUAGUAAAGGUUCAGUAGAAUAUAAGUCUUUCUGUUAUGAAGUAAAUUCAAUGUUCAUUCCAAACGUUCCUGUCAUAGCAACUCAUUUAGGUAAAUGGGUUCGCAUUAGUCCUCAUAAUUUGAAAGACAUGCAAUUCAGACUUGUUGACUUUCAAGGAGAGCCUGUAGAACUGAAGGCACCAGUGCGAAUGACUGUUGAAGUUGACUUUUUAGAAAAUAUUAAAUGCAACAGCUUACAAGAGAACUCAGAGCUAAAAAUAUAA